This is a messenger RNA of Hippocampus comes (tiger tail seahorse), 3993 nucleotides long. RefSeq names its product solute carrier organic anion transporter family, member 4A1 (gene slco4a1). Bases 387 to 2762 code for a protein of 791 amino acids. The record is from RefSeq and is a predicted model, not a curated record. The transcript has 13 exons. Gene Ontology annotation, biological process: sodium-independent organic anion transport; transmembrane transport. Gene Ontology annotation, cellular component: basolateral plasma membrane. NCBI's taxonomy places the organism in Eukaryota, Metazoa, Chordata, Actinopteri, Syngnathiformes, Syngnathidae. Gene Ontology annotation, molecular function: protein binding.
CCUCAGCGCUACUUUAUAAGAGGCUUUCUGAGAUGGUCUUAGAAGUUGUUUCACUUUCAUCUUUUCCUUUCGUUCUUCCGCAGACCUUUUUGCAGACCUCUUGAUUGUGACAUGUCGGAGUGGAGGAGGCCAUGAGUCAACCAGUCGUGUUGCCUUAUAAAGCACCAGAACAGCCUUAGGACGCACUCAGAAAGUGUGGAUGCAUGGAAUGUAGUACACAAGAAAGAAGUACUUUUUUAAUUGCAGAGACCAGCUGGGUUAGAACCUUGGAAUAUUUCAAUUUGCCCCCCGCCGCCCCCCUGGAUUAAGCUCUUUCACAAGUCGUGUAUCUUGUCAUCGCCAAGCAGUGUCCCCAUUCUUACCCCAUCUGCAGCCCAAAACCCUCAAUGCCCGUUGCUGAUGCCUCCUUCAGCUCCAGGCGGGAGCUCCUUGACCUACGCGGCCCCCCUCUGAGCAGGGAUCCGUCUCUGGAUGACCUGAGCCCCGUGGACUCUCACAUAGACAGUCUCGUAGACUCGGGGGCCAGACACACCGAUGCUCCCGUUCGGCCAUCCAUUCUCACUGGAGUUUCCACCUUUCCAGGACAAAUCUAUGUGGCACAAAGCAGCCUUUGCUCAGAGUCACAGAUUAGGUUGAAUCAAACCCCCACAGACUCAAAUCAGCUUUGCGGCUGGGGGGCUCUGACACCCAAAGCUGUCCAAGUCUUCAACACUCCCCGUUGGGUGUUGUUUUUCCUGUGCGUGGCCUCUUUCCUCCAAGGGAUGAUCAUCAAUGGCUUCAUCAACACCGUGGUGACAACCAUAGAGAGGCGCUUCGACCUGCGAAGCUACCAAGCGGGCCUCAUUGCCAGCUCCUAUGACAUCGCGGCGUGCAUUUGCCUGGCCUUUGUCAGCUACUUUGGCGGGACGGGCCACAAGCCUCGCUGGCUGGGUUGGGGGGUGCUUCUCAUGGCUUUGGGUUCUCUGGUCUUCGCCUUGCCUCACUUCACCACGCCACCUUACCGGGUCAGUUUGUCCAAGCAGAGUGGAAUGUGCUCUGCCAACCGGACCAGCCCUUGCCAGGACCAAGAGGGCGAGGGAUUGUCCAGCUAUCGAUUUGUGUUCAUGCUGGGACAAUUUCUCCACGGCGUGGGCGCUACACCCCUUUACACGCUGGGUGUCACGUAUCUGGAUGAGAAUGUCAAGUCAAACUACGGGCCUGUUUACACCGGGAUCUUUUACACUGCAGCCAUUGUGGGUCCAGCAGCAGGUUACCUACUUGGGGGUUACUUUCUCAACAUUUACACUGAGAUCCACCUCACGACAGAGAUGACCCCAGAGAACCCUCUUUGGGUUGGUGCUUGGUGGAUUGGCUUCCUACUUGGAGGAGCAGCAGCUCUGUUGGUGGCGUUUCCCAUCCUGGGCUAUCCAAGACAGCUGCCAGGUUCUCAGGAGCACAAGGCCACGCGGGUGUCUGAGGCCCACCAGCUCAAAGAUGGCAGUCACACCACAGCUUCGGACCCUCAGUUUGGCAAAUCAGUCAAAGACAUGCCAAGAUCUGUGCUGCUGCUCCUAAAGAAUCCCACCUUCUUGUUUUUGUGCUUGGCUGGUGCUACAGAGGCCACUCUCAUUGCUGGCAUGUCAACAUUUGGUCCCAAAUUCUUAGAGUCUCAAUUCAGCCUCAGUGCAUCUGAAGCUGCCACCUGGUUUGGCUACAUGGUUGUACCCGCAGGAGGCGGGGGCACUUUCCUGGGGGGCUAUAUCGUAAAGAAACUGAACCUCCGCUGCCGAGGCAUCAUUCGUUUCUGCAUGCUCUGUGCCACUGUCAGUCUGAUCGCCAUUUUCAUCUUUCUCAUCCACUGUCCGAAUGUGCCCUUGGCCGGAAUCACCACCCCAUACCGGUCGCCGGUCAAAAACCCAAUGGACCAGUUCCAGCAGCUUUAUGACCGACCUAAUCAUCUGAGGGCGAGAAACAGCAGCUCUUCUGUAACGGAGAGCUUGACAGUGGGCUGCAAUGAAGGUUGCAGCUGUGUCUGGGAGCUGUAUAACCCCGUUUGUGGUGCUGAUAACGUCAUGUAUUACUCCCCAUGCCAUGCUGGCUGUACCUCCAUCAACCACACAGAAGACUCCACGGGCAAAAAGGUGUACUCUGGAUGCAGCUGCGUGGUCUCGGCUAAUGGCUCUUUGGAGCAGAAUGGAUUUGCUACGGCAGGAAAGUGUGGCAGCAGCUGCCAACACAUGUCAGCCUUCCUCUCGUUCUUCUUCAUCAUCAUCUUCUUCACCUUCCUCUGUAGCAUCCCGGCACUCACUGCCACACUCAGGUGUGUUCCAGACAGUCAGAGAUCUUUUGGACUAGGGAUCCAGUGGAUUGUGGUACGCACAUUUGGUGGCAUUCCUGGACCCAUCGCAUUUGGCUCCAUGAUUGAUAUUUCCUGCUUACUAUGGCAGGAUAAGUGUGGAGAGCAGGGCUCCUGCUACCUCUAUCAGAACACGGCCAUGAGCCGAUACACACUGUUCGCUGGCAUUCUUUAUAAGGUUUUGGGGACAAUCUUCUUCUUGCUGGCCAGCAUCUUGUACAAGCCUCCCCCGGAGUCACCUCAAAGCAGCUGUGAAAGCAGUGACCACGAAACCUUCUGCUUUUUCAUCCUGCGCACUAAACCCACCAAUCCUCAGUGUCGGAAAGGAAAAGCCCUAGAACUCCUUCAGUACGCUCAGGAGCGAGCCAGCUGGCCCCAUUUAAUCAACACAACUCUUGGUCAACAUUCCCUCGGAACCCUGUCAUGAAUGCUCAGAAGAGAACGGAAGCAAACUCCAUAUUUGAUUUUAUUGCCUUUCCUGUUUCCAAAUGUUUAAGCACUUUUCUGCAACCAAAUUGUGUUCCGGUAAGUACAUGUAACUUCUGUACAAUAAACUGUGUUCUAGCAGGUGGGAAUGUUGACCUCCAAUCCUUCCAUCAUAAUCCUUUUCCAACUGAAUCAGAAUACGGUGGACCUUGAGUUACGAAUCUCCAUUUUUAUGAACUAUUUGGGCUUUGCACAAAAUAUCCAUUGAAAAACUAUCUCUAUGUACAAUUUUCGAUAUACGAACGGUCUUUAUGGAUGAGCGGAUGGAUAUAUGUUAUCCUCCUUCUCGUGCUACAUAGCCAUUAUUAGCAUUCUCGAUCAUCCAUUGACAACCGAUGGACGUGGUCGCCCAAACAAAGUCUAAAAAGUUCUUUUAUUUUCAUCAGAAAAUAUUAUUUACAAUAUAUUUUAUUGAAAGGAAUGUAGCGUCUCCUUCAGACAAUGAACGGUUAAUGUCGGUUGAAUCAUAUCAAAAUAGCCUUCCACGCCUGUUGUCGUGGAAGUUCCACCUACAUUCACCCGAUCACAAAUGCCAGAAGCAGUCGCGUUAUGAAUGUAUGCGUCAGUAGGUUCCAUGGUGACACUUUGACCUUUUGCUAAACAAGCAGACAAAGUACUUACAAUUGGAACGGCUGCAAAGAAAACGGAAGCUGCUAAAGUGAAUGUUAAAAAAAGCUCGUUGUGUAGCCAGGUUGUGUGCAUCAUGCAAAGCAAGGUCAGCACUGAAUUUUUGUACUAGUUUUGCUCUUGACAAAGAGCUUGCUGGUGAUAGAUAAUGUGAGGGAGACAAUCAAAAAAUUACAUGGAAGAAAAAUGUUUUCAAAAGAAAUGUCAAAUUAAUCUUUUAUAGUAAAUGACAAUAUGACGUACCAUUUUAUGACAUUUUUGGAACAGACAGAGACAAGUUUGGACCGAUUUACCAAAAUCAAGCAAUGAUUUAGAAAGGAAAGACACACACAAAAAAAAAGAAAACGGAAUGUUUUUAUUUAUAGAGGGCGACUUUUUCAAUGGAGACGCUGUGGUCGUUCUUUCCCUUUUCUCCUCCUUUGUUAAAGUUAACAAGCAAUAAAUAGUCACCGUGUUUUUUUUUAAGGUUCAUUUCUUUGAGUGUGUUUUCACAUAUCUAUAAUGGAUUAUAUUUAUUUUUAACCUCACACUGUUUAAAAAAAAAA